Electrophorus electricus (electric eel) is the source of this 6619-nucleotide messenger RNA. It is a transcript of the gene ephb3b, whose product is annotated as eph receptor B3b. The record is from RefSeq and is a predicted model, not a curated record. NCBI's taxonomy places the organism in Eukaryota, Metazoa, Chordata, Actinopteri, Gymnotiformes, Gymnotidae. Gene Ontology annotation, cellular component: dendrite; plasma membrane. Gene Ontology annotation, molecular function: ATP binding; protein binding; transmembrane-ephrin receptor activity. Gene Ontology annotation, biological process: ephrin receptor signaling pathway; protein phosphorylation; axon guidance.
AGACGAGCACCUACGUCCAGCGUUCCGUAGUAGGAGGAAUUCGCUCAGGGAAUUAAUAGGUGUCUCUGUAAAAAGGCAGGUUUCGACCGGAGUAACACUGGUACACGCGUGAUGUUUUAUUGGACUAUAACACGAUGCUGAUACGAGAAGAAUUGGCAUUUUAAAACUAUUCUUUGCGCAACUGUCGGGAUUUCAGUGUGCAACUCUUGAAAACGGACACCGAUAUCCUGCUAGUAUCACUGAUGACAAAUAUCCACGAUAAACGCGGGGUAGUUUUGAGAACAUUCACCGAGCUCCAUUGGUUCCAUCGGUCACCAAAUGCAGAGUGGACUACUCUCUCGUGGCCGUCUUUGAGUGUCUUAGGCAUCUCUCACAGCCCGUGAUCAGAAAGUGGGGGUUGUUGGAUUAUACGAACAUUUAAACAUCCCUUAUAUCCUUCGACUUUCCAAUUCAUUCGGGCUUGGUAUAUGGAGAUAAACCCCUGGACUAAAGGUGAAGUUUCUGGACUGAAGAGCUGAGAGAGUUGGAGCGUUUAGGAUUUUACUCCCUCCUUUACGGGGCUAUUUUCAUGUCCGAGGUCUCUUAUUUAUGACAAUGGAUUAUAUGAUGUUUUUAUGCAGCUUUCUGCUGCCCCUCUCAUCGGCUGUGGAAGAAACACUGAUGGACACCAAAUGGGCCACUACAGAGCUGGCCUGGACUGCGCAUCCUGAGACAGGGUGGGAAGAAGUCAGUGGUUAUGAUGACGCGAUGAACCCUAUCCGAACAUACCAGGUGUGUAAUGUUCGAGAGCUGAACCAGAAUAACUGGCUGCGCAGUGACUUCGUUCCCCGUAAGGACGUUCUGCGCGUGUACGUGGAGAUGAAAUUCACCGUGCGUGACUGCAACAGCAUCCCCAACAUCCCCGGCUCUUGCAAAGAGACCUUCAACCUCUUCUACUACGAGGCUGACUCUGACUCAGCCACCGCCACCAGUCCUUUCUGGAUGGAGAACCCCUACGUGAAGGUGGACACCAUCGCCCCGGACGAGAGCUUUUCCAUGCUGGAAUCGGGUCGGGUCAACACCAAGAUACGGAGCUUCGGCCCUCUCUCCAAGGCCGGCUUCUACCUGGCCUUCCAGGACCUCGGCGCCUGCAUGUCGCUCAUCUCCGUGCGGGUCUUCUAUAAGAAAUGCUCCACCUCCAUUGCUAACUUUGCCGUCUUCCCCGAGACGGCUACGGGUGCAGAGGCCACGUCACUGGUCAUUGCCCCGGGCAGCUGCGUGCCCAACGCGGUGGAAGUGUCCGUCCCUCUGAAGCUGUACUGCAACGGGGAUGGAGAGUGGAUGGUUCCUGUGGGUUCCUGCACCUGCAUGGCUGGCUUCGAGCCCGCCAUUAAGGACACACAGUGCCAAGCUUGCAGUCCAGGGAAGUUUAAGUCCAAGCAGGGAGAGGAAGCCUGCUCACUCUGCCCACCCAAAAGCCGUGCCACCUCCACUGCCUCCAGCAUGUGCCAGUGCUGGAACGGCUACUACCGCGCUGACAGCGACUCCCCGGACACACCCUGCACCACCAUUCCGUCGCCCCCGCGGAGUGUCAUCUCCAAUGUGAAUGAGACCUCACUGGUGCUGGAGUGGAGCGAGCCGAAGGACCUGGGCGGCCGUGACGAUCUGCUUUACAACGUCAUCUGUAAGAAGUGUCUGCCCGAGCGCGGCACGUGCACGCGUUGCGAUGACAACGUGGACAUUUCGCCGCGCCACCUGGGGCUGAUUGAGAGGCGCGUGGCCGUGAGGAACCUUCAGGCCCACACGCAGUACAGCUUCGAGAUCCAGGCAGUGAACGGCGUUUCCAACAAGAGCCCCUACUCGCCACAAUACGCGGCUGUCAACAUCACCACCAACCAGGCUGCUCCAUCUGCAGUUCCGACUGUCCACCUGAUGGCGGCGUCAGCGAGCACCAUGAGCCUCUCCUGGCUGCCUCCUGAGAAACCUAACGGCAUCAUCCUGGAUUAUGAGAUUAAAUACCAUGAGAAGGACCAGGGUGAGGCUAUUGCUCACACCAUGACAGCUCAGCGGAGCUCAGCGCGGAUCGAGGGCCUGAAGGCUGGCACGGCGUAUGUGGUGCAGGUGCGCGCCCGCACCGUGGCUGGAUACGGGCGCUACAGCAGCCCCACUGACUUCAGCACCAACCACCAGACCGACCCAGAGAAAUCGCUCCAGGAGCAGCUGCCCUUGAUUGUGGGCUCAGCCACUGCCGGUCUGGUCUUCAUCAUCGCUGUGGUGGUCAUCGCUAUCGUUUGCCUCAGGAAGCAACGAAAUGGCUCUGAGUCAGAAUACACAGAGAAACUUCAGCAAUACAAAUCCCCUAUAGUAACUCCAGGGACAAAGGUCUACAUUGACCCCUUCACCUAUGAGGACCCCAACGAGGCCGUGCGAGAGUUCGCUAAAGAAAUCGACAUCUCGUGUGUGAAGAUCGAGGAGGUCAUCGGCGCAGGUAACCAACAGCCUGAGCUCCUGAGCGUGCGGGGGAGGCGCGUGCGCCUCAAUCAGGCCAUACCCCUGGAGGACUUCACUCCACGCGGGGAGUUUGGGGAGGUGUGUCGUGGACGUCUCAAACUCCCAGGUCGGAGAGAGAUCAUCGUGGCCAUUAAAACACUGAAGGUGGGCUACACAGAACGCCAGAGGCGGGACUUCCUGAGUGAGGCCAGCAUCAUGGGCCAAUUUGACCACCCUAACAUCAUCCGCCUAGAGGGCGUCGUCACCAAAAGCCGGCCAGUCAUGAUCGUCACUGAGUUCAUGGAGAACGGCGCGCUAGACUCCUUCCUCCGACUGAAUGAUGGGCAGUUCACGGUGAUCCAGCUGGUGGGCAUGCUCAGAGGUAUUGCAGCGGGCAUGAAAUACCUGUCCGACAUGAACUACGUGCACCGGGACCUAGCAGCCCGUAACAUCCUGGUCAACAGUAACCUGGUGUGCAAGGUGUCCGACUUCGGCCUGUCUCGCUUCCUGGAGGAUGACCCCUCAGACCCUACCUACACCAGCUCACUGGGAGGAAAGAUCCCAAUUCGCUGGACUGCCCCGGAGGCCAUCGCUUACAGGAAGUUCACCUCCGCCAGUGACGUGUGGAGUUAUGGCAUUGUCAUGUGGGAAGUGAUGUCAUAUGGAGAGCGACCAUACUGGGACAUGAGCAACCAAGAUGUGAUUAAUGCGGUGGAGCAGGACUACAGGUUGCCUCCACCCAUGGACUGCCCCACUGCCUUGCACCAGCUCAUGCUGGACUGCUGGGUGAAGGAACGCAACCUACGGCCUAAGUUCUCCCAGAUCGUCAACACGCUGGACAAGCUCAUCCGCAACGCAGCCAGCCUCAAGGUGGUGACCAACACGCAGUCCGGGGCCUCCCAGCCCCUGCUGGACCGCAGUGUCCCUGACUACAGCACAUUCACCACUGUGGGAGACUGGCUGGAUGCCAUCAAGAUGAGUCGCUAUCGAGACAACUUCUUGAACGCUGGAUUCGCCUCCUUUGACCUGGUGGCCCAGAUGACAGCAGAGGAUCUGCUACGGAUAGGUGUAACACUGGCCGGCCAUCAGAAGAAGAUUCUGGGCAGCAUUCAGGACAUGAGACUGCAACUGAACCAAACACUGCCUGUCCAGGUCUAAGACAGGAAGAGGAGCGACUAUGCCAGAGAGAGCCAAUGGGAAACCCCAGCUGCCUGACCAUCUUGCCAAUCAGAUAAAACUGGCUUGCAGUGCCUCAGACAACUUUUUUCUUUUCCAUUUUCCUGUUUUUCUCUUAUGACUGCAUUUUUUUUCCACCUGGCAAAGACAUUUAUUACAAUUAUUUUGUACAUUUUUUAAACAAAAAAGGAGAUAAAAGCCCCAUAGCCCAUGCCUGCUUCUCCCAGCCUAGCUGUGAGGGGCAGUAUGCAUGUGUGCGUGAGCGUUUUCCUUCUUUCGUGUGGUUGGCUGGGAUGUGCCCCAUUUUCAGAGCCUUGUCACUUCCUCCCAUGAAAUCCUUCUCACUGGAGCUGAGAAUCAGACUUCCUUUGAAUCUCAGAGGUGAUGAACUCCACUGUCUUUAUCCAGAAACUCUAAACACACAAAACACGAGGGCUGGAGAAAACAGAGAUGAGAAGUCCAUCCAAUGUUAGGAAUUGUUAUAUUAUGUGUGUAUAUGAGUGUGUGUGUAUGUGUGUAUGUGUGUGUGUGUGUGUGUGUGUGUGUGUGUGUGUGUGUGUUCUCCAUCUUCAUAUUGAAGGUGUUUUACUUAAAGGGCACAUGCCUGAGAAGGACUAGUAGGAGGGCCACUGGCCAGGUGAAAGGUCACGGAACAGCACGAUUGAGGAUGGAAUUGUCCCUGGCGUGUUUACUGCCUCACUUGGACUGGUGAAAACAGGUGUUGCGGAUACGGGAUGGUUUCACCGUUUAUGGAAUAAUCAUCCACUGUCGGGAUUAUCCGCUGGUUUCUCACAAUUUCAUUUCCUGUUCGGUUGUUUUUCUCCACCUGACGAACAGACAUCCUCGGUAUCAUCCUGAAAUAUGGCUGGUCAUCCUGAUUGUAUGAUGGUUGGGGCAAAGACAACACAUCCCAUCUGGACUGGCCUACUCAAUAAUGAGAGUGUAUGUGAUUUUUGUGUGGGACUGAAAGUGUGUAUUAGUGUAUGAGGUUAGGAAUUCUGCACACGAUUACUGUACAAUACUGCUUUAGCUGCUCCACACUGGUGAGGAAACCGCAUGAACCGAAUUGUGAUAAGGAGCAAUUAUAUUUCAAUCAGCUGUAAUCUGUGGACAAUUAUUAACACUUUUUUAAGGAAUCACACUUUUUUAAAUAAAUAUGAUAUAUGCAUAUGUAUUAUUGAUAUUAUAUAUGCAUAUAUUAUAAUUAUAUGUGCAUGUAUAUUAUAAAUAUUAUAUAUGCAUAUAUAGUAUACGUGCAUUAUUCAGAGACUUGAGAGUGAGCUAAUCCAAACCCACGCUUCUUAUUUCUUUAUCUGCUUUCAUCUUACAUGGAUUUCCAGUUAUGCAGUGCCAGGUUUAAUCUCUGUACAAACACCUUCUAUUUAUUUGCCCUUGCACAGAACAUGAGGACUGACUAUCUACAAGGAGCAAGCAAACCAAUAUAAUGAUCUCAUAAGAAUUCCAUAUUGUAUAUGUUGUUGUUCUAAACAGCCUGUUCAUGUUUUGUAACCAAAAAAAGUAUGAUAAAACUAUGUGAAACAAAAAGAAAAAGUGUUUAAGGAAGUUGAGAACGUUGUUGGUAAUGUCCGCGGUGGAAAUAAGGUCACUGUUGCUAGCUGCUGGAAUUUGCAGUGAAGAGGCACUAUCACAGCCAAAAGUGAACGUGCACUUCCUGAUGCUGGUCUCCACGCACCUCCUGGUGCUGGUCUCCAUACACCUCCUGGUGCUGGUGUCCAUGUCCCUCCUCAUGCUGGAUCUUUCCAACCUAUACAUCUGGGAACUUUUCAGAGUCUUGCUCCAAUAGCAAAGGGACCCAUCCAGAACCACAAUCUUAAACACAGGUGUCCCACACCCAAAAGUUAUUAUCUUAUAUUCAGUUUUGUUUAAUACUGAGGCCUUUCUAUCUGUGUUUAGUCUUUGACUGCUUCCCUCAUGCGUAUAAAACUGUUAUAGUGUGAUGUGGCCUCUAUUUUCCGUCUUCCAUGUACUUUAAUCGCAUGCAGCAUUCUGCCAGCAUUCCCAACCACUCCUCCAUAUCCUCUGAGCAUCUGCUGAAGUUUUAACAAUACCAUCAAAGCUCUUCACUUUUUAUGCUAAGGUUAAUAAACCCUUCCAGCACAGCUAAAAGAACUGUAACCUAAAAGAACUGUAACUGUAAUGUUUUCUCAGAUGGAGCUGAAUCAGGGCACUCAGUACAUAGACCCAGUGCAGUGCGGGGGUUCAGGACGCUCAGUACAUAGACCCAGUGCAGUGUGGGGAUUCAGGAUGCUCAGUACAUACACCCAGCUCAGUGUGGGGGUUCAGAAUGCUCAGUAUAUUGACCCAGCGCAGUGUGGGGGUUCAGGACGCUCAGUACAUGGACCCAGCUCAGAACAUAGAUCCAGUGUGGAGGUUUGGCACAAUGUGUUGGCACAGGAGGGUGAAUGGCUUGAACUAUGCCCCACAGGGGGUUGGCAGGUGGGUAUUUGGCCAGAAGAGGUGAGCAUGUCUCUCCCCCCAGGCCUCGGGGUGAGUGGAGGGAGAGGUGACCACAUCUCUUUCCCCAGGCUCGGGGUGAAGCCUUUGUAGGCCUCUGCAGAAGCAAUAAUCAUUUCCUCUGUAGAGCUCACAGCUUCCCGUGCAAAGGGCUAAGAGAUAGAAGAUAACCACCAGGAGCGCUCCUACAGUUCAUGAGAUUGUUGCGAUUCAGUACAGCGACUGGACACGUUUCCCACAGCACAGCAAACAGGGCCUCUUAAAUGGCAGAUUGCAAAAGCAAACAGACGGUCAUUUUUGAGGCUGUUUAUGACCUAAGAAAUCAGUGAGAAAAUUACUUAUCAUUGUUUAAAAUCAAGUAACCUGAUAACAUGUAUAAUAGUAAUUAGUUAAUAGUGUGAAACUAGUGUUUUCUGUUAACACUCUAUAUGUCUUGGCUCAUUGAUCUUUAACAAACCAAGAAGCCUUUUGGUAAAGUAAACAUUGCAAGUUUGACUUA